This is a messenger RNA of Anolis sagrei ordinatus, 1848 nucleotides long. The record is from RefSeq and is a predicted model, not a curated record. NCBI's taxonomy places the organism in Eukaryota, Metazoa, Chordata, Lepidosauria, Squamata, Anolidae.
AUGACAAGCAAGAAGAAAGAAAUUCAGCUACAGACAGUAAUAACCAAUCAAAUGCAAUGGGAUGAGAUGUUGCUGAAUAAAGGUCUAACAGUGGUAGACGUUUAUCAAGGUUGGUGUGGACCUUGUAAAGCAGUGGUGAAUUUAUUCAGAAAACUUAAAAAUGAAUAUGGUGAAGAUAAUCUCCUACAUUUUGCAGUGGCGGAAGCUGAGAACAUUGUGCCUCUGCUCCCAUUUAAAGACAAAUGUGAACCUGCAUUUAUCUUCUGUGUGAAUGGCAUGAUGAUAGAUCUGGUGAAAGGUGCCAAUGGGCCUCUUCUAAACAGAAGAGUUAUAGAGAUCAUAGAACAAGAAAGAAAAAUUGUAGCAGGAGAAAUAUCCAGGCCAGAGGUGCAAGAGCUUGUAAUAAUAGAAGAAAAAGAAAUUGAGGAAGAACCCGAAGAAGAAGAAGUUGUUGAGGAGGAAAAAUACACUGUUGUUAUUAUAAAGCCUGAUGCAGUUGCUCUCGAAAAAGUUGACGAAAUUAAAGAAACAAUUGUGGGAGCUGGCUUUAAUAUCCUGGCAGAAGAGGAGAAGAUAUUAACUGAGGAACAAAUUAGGGACUUUUAUCAAAGCAAAUCGGAAGAGCCUGAUUUUGAAGACUUCAUUGCAUUUAUGCUGUCUGCACCAAGCCAUAUUCUGAUAGUAUCUGAAGGAAAGCAAGCACAGUAUGUUAUGCCUUAUUUACAAACAUUAGAAGAAGAGGGUGAAGAAGAGGAAGAGGAAGAAGAAGAGGAAGAAGAGGAGGAGGAGGAAGAAGAAGAAGAGUGGGAAAUGCAAGAGGGUGAAGAAGCUAUACCUAGAAUGCAGAAAAGACAUGAAAAACCAACAGGCUUGAAAGGAGCCUUGGAAAAUCGUGAGUUAGCAAAUUUAUGUGAUAUUCAGGACAGUGUGGAGGAAGCAAGUAGACAACUUGCCUUCUUUUUUCCUAAUUUUGCUAAAUCGAAGAAAGGCCCAGAUGUUGAAAGAACAUUGGCUUUGAUUAGACCUGCCCUUUUAAGAGAAAGAAGAGACUCUAUUCUGAAAAGGAUUGCAGAAGAUGGCUUUGAAAUAGCAAUGCAAAGGGAAAUAGUCCUAACGGAAGAUCAAGCACGCUUGUUUUACAAAGAGCAUGAAAAUGAAGAUUAUUUCCCAAUUCUCCUGGAAGAAAUGACCAGUGGGCCAACUCUUGCACUUGCUCUGGUACAAGAACAUGCAAUACAAAAAUGGAGAGGCUUGCUGGGUCCAAAGAUACUCGAAGAGGCAAAGGAGCAAUGCCCAAUGAGUUUACGUGCAGAAUUUUCUAUUGACACUGCGCCAAUCAAUCAGCUGCAUGGCAGCACAACUCCUGACCAAGCAGCAAGGGAAUUAGAAUUCUUUUUCCCUGUGGAAAACACUUUAGCUGUCAUUAAACCCACUGCUCUUGAGGAACAUAAAGAUGAAAUAAUAAACAAAGUAAAAGAGGCCGGAUUUAUCAUAUCUGAAAUGAAAGAAACACAGAUAACACCUGAGAUGGCAGCACAGUUUUAUAAAGCUCAAGAAGAUCAACCUUUUUUUGGUCAGCUUGUUGAGUAUAUGUCAAAUGGUCCAUCCAUGGUCAUGAUUCUCACCAAAGAAAAUGCUGUAGAAGACUGGCGAAAAUUAAUGGGGCCCACUGAUCCAGAGAAGGCAAAAGAAACUAAUCCGGAUUCAUUGCGGGCUCAGUUUGCAAAAGAUAUUCUGCGCAACGCUGUUCAUGGGUCAUCAAAUGAAGAACAUGCUGCAACAGCCAUUAAUUUUGUUUUUGGCGAUGUUGAUUUGGAGAGCUUGAAGCAGAAGUAUGUUUAUGUAUAA